This is a messenger RNA of Meleagris gallopavo (turkey), 388 nucleotides long. It is a transcript of the gene RPL38, whose product is annotated as ribosomal protein L38. Gene Ontology annotation, biological process: protein-RNA complex assembly; translation. Gene Ontology annotation, molecular function: structural constituent of ribosome. Gene Ontology annotation, cellular component: cytosolic large ribosomal subunit; ribosome. NCBI's taxonomy places the organism in Eukaryota, Metazoa, Chordata, Aves, Galliformes, Phasianidae. The record is from RefSeq and is a predicted model, not a curated record.
CCGUAGCGCUGCGAAGGGCGGGGUUUGAGGGGCGUCCCGGAAGCGGAAGUGCGCCUUCCCUUUUCCGCUCCCAGUAGCAGAGAGCCGUAGCGGUUGAAACGAGCUGAGCCCGCGCCGGAGUCAUGCCUCGCAAGAUUGAGGAGAUCAAAGACUUCCUGCUGACAGCCAGGAGGAAGGAUGCAAAGUCUGUCAAGAUCAAGAAGAACAAGGACAAUGUGAAAUUCAAGGUGCGCUGCAGCCGGUACCUUUACACCUUGGUCAUCACAGACAAGGAGAAGGCAGAGAAGCUGAAGCAGUCCCUGCCUCCAGGUUUGGCUGUGAAGGAGCUGAAAUGAACUGUUUGCACCUAGAUUUCUCCACGUUUAUUACAAUAAAAAUUGGAACUGUU